Messenger RNA from Oncorhynchus kisutch (coho salmon), 1587 nucleotides. RefSeq lists its product as uncharacterized. Bases 128 to 526 code for a protein of 132 amino acids. Lineage: Eukaryota; Metazoa; Chordata; Actinopteri; Salmoniformes; Salmonidae. The record is from RefSeq and is a predicted model, not a curated record. The transcript has 4 exons.
CCAGGACACACAAAAGGAUAGUGUCACUACAACAUGUUGCUAUGGUGACGGUAAACAUAUCUGUCUGUAUAACUUACAGAGACCAUAAGGUAAAAAGUCACCGAGACAGACAAGCUUGCCGGCAUAGAUGGCAGCCCCAAAACAACCUGGAUCUGGUAAAGAAUUCAACUUUGUGGAUCAGGAUAAAAUCUGGAAAGUUCACGUCAAAAUAGAGCUUGAGUCAGCCAAAGCCUGGCCCAAUAAAUGGGGAUUCUUGACCACGUCCUACAAGACGCAGGAGCAGAGCCACAAGCUGAAGGAAGUUGUAAGAUUAGAGCUGCCCCAGCAUCUUAAAACACGUCCUCCUUCCCCACCUGAGAAAUACAUCCAGGUGGGACCCUCUCCCCCUGUUCCGCAGACCACCCAGGCUCUGAUUGGCUGGCGCUCAGCAGUGCCCGAGCUGCAGCUGGAGCGCUACGGAAAGGUCAAGUGUGGGAAGAAGAGCUUUUUGAAGGAGCUUGGCUGGGCUUUCGACGCCUGCAUAUGAGGAACUCCCCCACCGCCCUUGCGGCUCAAUAUAUGACUUUCCCUUAUACUCUGCUCUUGUUUGUCUUUGUGUCCCUCUGUCGAGGUUUUUGCUCCCUCCUUUUUUUGUCUCAAAUACUCUAAAGUCCUCUGAUAUUAGCACAGUCAGCUAAAACAAAUUGGGAUUUGAUUUAACUCAAUAUUGAUUAAUACUAAAUUAAUACACAAUCUUCAUCUGAUUUUAUUUACUUCUGUCUCUCCUCACACUUCAUUUUAACACAAAUAUUGCAUACUAUAUCCAACAAAAUUAGCGCAAUGGGUACUUGAUUUUGCUGCUCCAAUGAAAAUCACUUUAUUAUUCAUAGGAUAUUAUGUUCUUUCAUUCUAUAUUCAAUGGUGCUGUAUUCCCACAAGUGUCAUGUAUUAGAUAAAGGGCAAUCUGCAGUUCAAACAAGCUUAUAUUUUGGGUUCUGGUGGGGUACGACAGACGAACUAAGCUCGUGAUGCAUAAUAAGUCAUGUUUGUCAAGAAUCAUUGGCCAUAUAUCAUGAAUUUGAAGUCCAAAAUGGAUGUAGCAAUCGCAGAUUACCCAUUUAAGGGCCAACAUUUUUAUUGAAAAUAUGUUGCUACAAAGUGUAUAUGAAUUAGUGCAUAUUUAUUGAGAUGCAUUUUUAGGAGGGUAUAAACAUUUUAAUUUUAAACAAUGUUUGUUCUAUUUGCUAGCCUUGGUAUAAUUUUUCAAUGGCAGUAGUUGACCAAGUAAUAUCAAUGUGCCUUAUCUUGCAAUUGUUUGUCACUUUCAUAAUAUAUUUAUUUCUUUAUUUGCACAGUGUAUUUGAAAGAAUUUACAUUAAAACCCUGGGUAGCAAUAUUUUACAUGACAUAGCAAAGUGUUAUUACAUAGUAAUAAUCUAAGAUUUACUUUUUUGGUGGAUUCAUUAAAUCAAGCAUCACUUGACACCAUUUAUCAGCUGUGUUAAAUGAUUACCAAGUACCAGAAAGUACUCAUAAUGUCCUACAAAAUACCAGGUAGGCCUAAAUACCAAUGAAAACAGCAGAGCAAAAUAAAGUGCAAUCAAAAGA